Molecule: messenger RNA, 2098 nt
Organism: Engraulis encrasicolus (European anchovy)
Lineage: Eukaryota; Metazoa; Chordata; Actinopteri; Clupeiformes; Engraulidae
Gene: mffa
Product: mitochondrial fission factor a
Exons: 8
Coding region: 203-1177 (324 amino acids)
Biological process (GO): positive regulation of mitochondrial fission
Cellular component (GO): mitochondrial outer membrane; peroxisome
Source: RefSeq, a predicted model, not a curated record
UGUUUCGCUUCGCUGGUGUUGUGCUGUGCGGUGUGUGUAGGGUCUCUGGCUGUCGCGCUUCUUCUCCAACGGACAGACUAUUGUCUUGGGGAACUGAUCUAGCCUGUGAUGUAGUUUGUCUUCGUCAGAUUCUGUUCUCGGCCUCACACAACAACACAUAUCUACCAGCUUUCGGUAUUGCGGACUACUCCUCGAAGGCGAGAUGAACGGCGCAGCAUUCCCCUCGCCCACCGCCGAGAUGGCCGAGAUCAACCGCAUCCACUACGACCUGGAGUACACCGAGGGCAUCAGCCAGCGCAUGCGGGUCCCCGAGAUGCUCAAGGUGGCCCCCUACGCCUCAGAGGACCCGGACAAGGGGCUCCUGGAUGGGCCUGCUCACAGCGUCAUGAUGCACGUACCCGAGAGGAUCGUGGUGGCAGGCGACUCGGAUGACGUCCACAUCCCCCGACCGCGAGACCUGGACCUCAUCCAGUCCACGCCGCUGGAGGGGGUGUCCCUGAAGACUCCCCCCAGGGUGCUCACCCUCAGCGAGCGGCCCCUGGACUUCUUAGAAGAGACGGAGCGCUACAGCACGGCGUCCAGCCAGCCCCCAGAGGAGGUGCGAUCACAAGGCCGCCUCCACAGAGAGCGUUCUGCCAGUGAGAACACAGCCACACGCCAAAACGGUCAGCUGAGCCGCAAUGACUCCACUGUGAGCCCGUCUCCCCCUGCGGCGGCGCCCCCUGCUGCUGCUGCCGCUGCCCGUGGUGGUGGUGGUGGUGGUGGUGGCGGAGGCGUGGUGGCCCUGGCGGCCCCAGAGGAGGCCCCGUGGCCCAGCUCCCCCGCCGGCCUGCUCUCCUUCCUGCAGAGCAGCACGCGCCGCGCCUACCAGCACGUCAUGGAGGUCCUCGACGAGAACCACACCAGCAAGCCUGUGCUGAGAGGAGGCUCUUCCUCUUCCAAUCCUGCACAUGACCCCAGGUAUGCCCUUGCCACGUUGGACACAACAUUGGAAGGGGGAGCAGACGACAUGGCCGUAGUUGAUGCCACAACACUCCGCCGACAGAUCAUCAAGCUGAACCGCAGGCUACAGCUGUUGGAGGACGAGAAUAAAGAGCGUGUGAAGAGGGAGAAGAUCAUGUACUCCAUCACUGUGGCGUUCUGGCUCAUCAACACCUGGGUCUGGUUCCGGCGUUAGUACUGGUCCCCACUUGUCAGUCCGCCCGCCCGCCCUGCCCCUUAGGUCAUCCAAGCCGCCCCUGUGGAAGGAACCGAGAGCUGGAGGAAGCCAAGCCAUUGCCUGCAUUCUCUCUGUUUGCCAAAUGUACUCUCUCUCUCUCUCUCUCUCUCUCUCUCUCUCUCUCUCUCUCUCUCUCUCUCUCUCUCUCUCUCUCUCUCUCUCUCUCUCUCGCUGUGCUGUCGUCAGCUGUAGCUGAGAAGCCUUGGUAGGGGAACAGUGUGUGUAGGUAAAGGAACAUUUGUAUUCAUUUUUUGAUUUAUUUUUGUAUUUGUAUCAUUUUGCCAUACCUCUGGAACUUGUAAAUGUGCUUUUAUUUUUAUAUCGCUGCAUGUUUUUUGUUCUGUUUUGUUGUAUUUUGUUGUUGUUUUUUUCUGAAUGUUUUUAUGUCCAUCCUGCUGUUAGUACAAUAGUACAGAAAUGAUGCAAGGUUGAGGGGCCUGUACAUAUUCCCUCUCAGUUGUCUGAGAGAUCCUGGUUGUAUUUAUUAUUUCUAGGAUGAUCACUUUCGGCACAUUGAAGCUAAGAGUGUUCAUAUAUUGUAAACAGAAUAUAGGACUUCCAUUGUGAAUGCAUAUUUAAAAGAUACCAUUGUAUAACACCCUCAUGAUGCAUCUCGCCCUCAUGUUUACUAGUGCAUAAGUAAGAAUCAUACAGUUAAUUUGAUUUACGCGUCUUUGUUUAAUCUCCGCAUCAAAGACCUGUGAUGAUGCACGCACACACAUAAGACCAUCCAGAUCAUCCAGCUUCCUCCAUUGAAUUAUGAUGGAAUUUCAAUCAUUCCCUUCAAAUCAGAUGAAUAAAUGUAUACUUAUUUUCUUGGUACGGCCAAUAAAAAUAUUAUCACAUAAACAAAUUGAUUUAAAUAAAAUAUAUCGAUGG